Notothenia coriiceps (black rockcod) is the source of this 9416-nucleotide messenger RNA. Its product is annotated as syntaxin-1B. The record is from RefSeq and is a predicted model, not a curated record. Gene Ontology annotation, molecular function: SNAP receptor activity; SNARE binding. The annotation marks the transcript as partial. Gene Ontology annotation, cellular component: endomembrane system; SNARE complex; plasma membrane. Gene Ontology annotation, biological process: intracellular protein transport; exocytic insertion of neurotransmitter receptor to postsynaptic membrane; synaptic vesicle fusion to presynaptic active zone membrane. Lineage: Eukaryota; Metazoa; Chordata; Actinopteri; Perciformes; Nototheniidae. The transcript has 5 exons.
CACUCGACGCUGUCUCGUAAGUUCGUGGAGGUGAUGACUGAGUACAACACCACGCAGUCCAAGUACCGCGACCGCUGCAAGGACCGCAUCCAGAGACAGCUGGAGAUCACUGGGAGGACCACCACCAAUGAAGAACUAGAGGACAUGUUGGAGAGUGGCAAGCUGGCCAUCUUCACGGAUGAUAUCAAAAUGGACUCUCAGAUGACCAAGCAGGCUCUGAAUGAGAUCGAGACCAGACACACCGAGAUCAUCAAGCUGGAAAACAGCAUCCGUGAGCUGCACGACAUGUUCGUCGACAUGGCCAUGCUGGUCGAGAGCCAGGGAGAGAUGAUUGACAGAAUUGAGUACAAUGUUGAACACUCCGUUGACUACGUGGAGCGAGCCGUAUCCGACACCAAGAAGGCCGUCAAAUACCAGAGCCAGGCCCGCAAGAAGAAGAUCAUGAUCAUCAUCUGCUGUGUCAUCCUGGGCGUCGUCCUGGCGUCAACCAUCGGCGGCACGCUUGGCUUCUAAGACGCUCCGCCUCUUGCUGGUGUGACGACCGACAGGACCGACCGUCUGACCGCCAGCAGAGAAGAGAAACACCGACGAUAACAACACAAAAACUUGAAACACAAAUGCAAGACAGAUAACCAAUCAGCUAGGGAGAGAUAACAAUCCAAUCACUGAUAAGAGGAAACACCAUGGGGUUGGGUGGGGUUCAAAAGACAAAGACAAAAAAAACACAAUAAAAAUGCCAUCACAUUAUAGCUGACUUAAAUACAUAACGCAUACAAAAGAGGGUGCAAAUAAACCUACUAUUUAUUACAGUUGCACAUGUAAAUGUAUUGAACAUAUGAAGCAACACGUGGGUUAGCUACCUGUAAAAAAUGAUGACCUAGAAUAUGACAUUUAUUUGUUUGUUUUGCCUUUUUUUGUUCUUGUUUUUUUUAAGUUUCUUUCUUUUUUCGGGAGUCUCCAAGGACAGUAAUGGUGACUUGCUGCUGGGUGUGAGUUCUCCGGGACGAGCAUUCAAGAACGUUUGUUUGUUCAUUUCCUAUCUGUAUAUCCAGCAGAGGUUUUGGAACAGAGUACGUUAUGAAAACGUCACCGAACACAUUCUUAAUAAAUGUGUUUGUGUUGCCCCACUAUGGGCUUUCAACUCUGAAGGAGAUCAAUUUUAUCGGCUCUGUCAGAACUUUGUGGAGCUCUGGAACUCUGCGCUACAUUCUAGAACAAGAGGUUCCUGAACAGAUUAGGUUCCGAAUGCUGUCAGUAAUGCUGGAGUGUUAUGAAAACACUGUCAGUAAUACUGGAGCGUUCCGGAACGCUUGAGUGUUCCAGAAUGCCGUCCCGAAAGACACGCACCCGCUGGCUUUGGUAGAACCAACUAUGUCCACUUGUUUCUGAGAGGGAGGGACCAACCUCACUCUUUAGACCACCUCUCAUUAGUUGCUCACUCCUGUCAUUCACCCUAGUCAGCCUAUUAUGAAAUUAGUUGAGACUGGCAAAGCCCGACCUGCCACACCCAAUUUAUAACUCACGAAGAAAAGAGCAUGACACACAAUGUGCACCAGUGAGGGGUGUCAUUGCAAUGUGGCAGGUUUCCAAUACAAAAACCUCCCCGUCCUGUCACAUCUAUCCAACCAAAGAGCAGGGGGAGGGCGGGCCUCUGUUUGUUUGCUGGAUUUGACUAGAACGUUUGUUGUUUGACUGACAGGUGAACGGUGGGAAGGACGGGGGUGUAAUAGAAGGAAGGCUUGAAGGAGGGUGGGAGGAGACGGACGGUCAAUCUAUGCAGUUUAGAUAAGAGGAAGACGACAUGUCCCGCCUCCCCCACCCAAGAUAGCCAAUAAGGAUCGAGGUUCAUGUUACCGCACCAAAAGGCUCAUCACACUGAUCACUGUAGAAAUAUCGCAGUCAAAGCCGGUGUCAUCUCCAAGCUGUCACAGCAGUUCGUCACCGUCAUAACAUUAUGAAACAAAUGAGAUGAACAUUUCGGAAAACUCUAAAAAUGCUGGCGUGCCCUGAUUACCUGAGUGUCGUGGUAAUAUUGUUGCGUUUUUGUUUUAUUAAUGGGGAACGUUUGUUGCUUCGUUGUGCUGCUGUUUUAGUGUGUGCGUGACGUGUCCCGUGACGUAUCGGCCUGACAUCAUUCAGCGGUUACCGUUUAGUCUGUAUGGUUUGAUGCAUUCGCCUGUUUCCUCCCUGCAUCCCUACACCUCAUGCCUGAGUGUGUGUUUGAGGUUUGUGAAAUGUGAUUCACAACAUUUUAAUGCCUGAGUUGCACCGGUGCUACUGAACAGGAGAGGCUUUUCCUACUGGGGAAUUUCCUCUGUGGAAGGUGGAACAUGUGACACACAAACUCACUUGCAUGAACACCUCUGAUGUAUACAUUUUACACACAGGACACACUGGAUAUACUCCCCCUAACAUUUCACAUUUCCGUGUUACAUAUCAUGCCAGUGCUAGUGUUAGACUUUGUCACUUAGCAUGCAAUAGCGUUUGCUCGUGUUACGUAUAGAUCAUGUAGAGCUGCUAGUUGGAGGAAAGACACUUUCCGUGAGUUCAGACCAGUAUUGGGGAAAGAAUGAGACCUAAGAAAUAAUACGGGAAGUUGAUUCUUGAUCUUGGAAAUAGUAGUUUGACAAAAUAAUCUCAACACGCUUGCUAACAUUUUAACUAGCUAACUAAUUUUGCAAAGAUAAUCAAUCUGCCGAUGAUUGUAGAAUGCUAGUUAGAUUAUUUGGUCAAACUAGUUUAAUUUUAAGUAGAGCAUUUUGCUUUCCAUUGGCUCCUUCACUAAGGUGUAGCAAUAUACAGAAAUUAAAUUAUUUAAAUUAUAUUUACAGUAGCGUUAGCAAUAGCUGUUAGCAGCACGUCUGCUGGAGGAGACAACCUCGACACUGCUCCAGAUUGGGACAACAUGCAUUUGUAGUUUUGUACAAGCAUGUUUUUGUUUCUUAAGUGUGGUCUGUGUUGAGAAGUGAAUGUGUGUGUUGCCCUAACCUGGACACACGGUUGUGUUGAAAAUGACUGGAGGAGGGGGUUUAAAGGAGGAAGGUUUGUCUGAGUGAAGGCUCUGUGAUACUUGGGUACCUUCAUCUCUGUUGAGGCCUACCCUGGAUGUUCCAAGGAAGAAAAUAAGUUCCAAAGGUCCUAUGGCCCCCAGCUCAAUUUAAGAUAUUGUUACCUCCACAGUGGCUGAAUGAAAUGUUACCUAUCAAUCCAUCUCUCUUCAAUCUUUUGAAUGUUGAACUGCGACGAUAGCCCUUACCGAUCCCUUACAAUGUUAGUGUAUAUCAAGAACAUAGGGCCAUGGGAACGUAGGUGUGACCCAAACAGGGUAACAAAUACCACCUUACAUUCCACAAAAUAAGUCUACACUCAGUGUCAAAGCAAUAAAGUCAGUUUGUAGAAAUUAACAUUUAUAUUACAGAAAAAGUGGUAACUAGCUAGCUAGCUUUGUGUGUCUUGAUUGUCACCCCAGUGUCGAGGUUUACAGUUGCAAAGUGUUGUUACGUUUGGUAAAAGUCCUUUCAAGGAAUCAAAGGAUAAUAUCUGGUUCUAUUGAUUGAAAAAAAAUACCUUUGCAACUCGGCAAGCUAUGACAGGAAGUGUGAGUUGUUUAUCACGUUAGCCUCUUUGUCCCAGCUAACAGUACUUCUUGCUGCCAAAGGCAAAGUGUAGGCACUAAGGAAGUUCUCACUGCUUUGUUGAAUAUAUUGUGUGUUUUCUUGGAAGUCAUAAAAGUUAAUAGUGCUGUUAGUUCUAGAUGUCUGAGAUACUGUAUUAAUAGUCGCUAUUUUUAAAUGAAGAGCGAGGUUUAGAGAAGAGUGGAAGUGGGAGUUUUCAUUUUAUUCUUCCCAAAACCAAAGCUUAGCAGCAAAAUCCAAUAGAUGUUUAUUCCGAUAAAUUGUCAGUAGAUUUAGAAUUUAGCACUUUCCUCUGCUGUUUUGUUGUUGAAACAUUCAUGGUGUUUUUUAGACUGUAGAACAGACACUGUCCAUACAUGGAUAUCAAAUAAUAUGUGUAAAUCAAACACAAGUAUGAUUUUUUUUUUUAGUGAUUCAUCUUGGAAAUGUCAGGCAUGUAUUGAGGGAUUUGAUUGACAUUUCACCAUUCUUCGUUAAAUCAUGUCAGCCGCACAAUAUUAGAUUCAAUCACGUGUUCUCAAUGGUCGACGUCACGGUCGUCUUGUUAGUCUUGCAAUGGUUUGGCGGUGGAUAUAAAAUCAGCAAAAAAAGGAUGCCGUCGUAGCACCAGCCAGCUUGAUGACACUAAAGUUUAUUUGCCGUAUGUGUGUAUGGGCGUGUCUUUUGGUUGUGUGUGUGUUUUCUGUAAAGUCAGCCGCCAUUCCUCUUGGGAAAGAGAAAACGGACAAACAUCGGAAAACCAUAAUUAAGCAACUCUGUGAAGGUUGGGUAGUUUGUCCGAGUUUUCAUCCCCCAACCUCUCCUUUUGUCUUCCCUCUUCCUGUUUGUGUUGUAGCUGUUUGGUUGUACUAAAAGACAAUGUUGAGGAUUGGGAGUCUGUGCCUUCCCCGCCCCAGCAGACCCUGCCCAACCCGUUGUGUGUAAUAAUGAUGAUAAUAACAAUAAUAAUAAUAAUAAUAAAAAAGGCAUGCAAAAGCGUUGUGGAGUUUGCAUGAUGGUGUUUUUUGUACCCCACCCUGCCCUCCAUGUCGUGCACUUUACCGCUCAUGGACCUGACUUUAGUUAGCUUGUUAGCUAACUAUUUUACUUGCUCCUUCUUAAUCUGCAUUCUCAAUUUUCUUUUCAAUCUAAACACAUGUUGGCUCACGUUACUUGCUCACGUGUGCUCUGUUUGUAACAUUGUUGGAACAGUAACUGUAUUUUUAGGGUGUUUAAGAAGCAGUUGAUAUUUUUGAAAGGCUACAUUUUGAAAUACCCUCGACUUCAGCCAUCCUGCUCCCCACAUCAACCGCCAACCCACCUUACACACCUCAACUGAUCUGUGUUUGCAUUUGUGUUAUUUGUUUGUGGAGGAAUCGUCCCCUCAACUAUUUAUUAUUGUAAAAAACCUUUGCCUAUGGGCUGACCUCCUGCUGCCCCUCCACCUGGCCUUGUGUGUGUGCAGCAUGCCUCCCUUCCUUUUCAGUAAAACAAAUUUGGUGCUUAAAUGCGCGAAUGUGUGUGUGUGUGUUUGUGAUUGUUCGGAGCAGCACGAGUUUGUUUUGUUGUGCGAAGCAUCUGAUCGCAGGUCCAAGGGUUGAAGCUGUUUGAUGAAAUCCACAUUGCGUGUUUUAAAAAAUUGUGACAGAUGGGAAGAGAUCAGACAUAUUUAUGGACGCCAUGAUCACUGUUAUUAUUAUGUAUUUGUUAAAAUUCAAACCAAAGCGUUUUUUGCCCUCCCCUCAUGUGUUCUCAAACGGUUCGCCGCUAAUAUCAAAGAGCACAACACGAGUGAAGUUUACACAGAGUCGUUCGUCACAAAUGGUGAUAAAAAUAAAUUUAAACCGAAACUAUACAAAUAUGAAAGGCCAGCCCCCCAGCAACUACCAGCCCUCACUGUAUGUUGGUCUGUCCACCAUUUACAAAAUAGUAAUCUCACGCCACAACAAUGAUGUCCGCCUCCACACCCCUUUCCCUUUCUCCUUCACCUGUACACGUUAGUUUGUGUAAAAAAAAAUGGAGCAUACUCAUCUGUUAAAACGUUAGCGUAUGUACACUUCUCCUCCACUUUGAGGGAUUUACGGAGACAAUGGUGGUGCUUUCUUAUUCUACUUAUUAAUUGCUCUAGUUCUUGUUAUUUUGGUGUUAUUUUCUGUAUAGCUUGUUUAUCAGUCUCUGUGUGCACACUGCAGGAUCAAUGCUUCCCUGCAAGGUUUUGCUGGCUAGUUAAAUGGCCUAACUAGUCAAUAAUUUCCACAAAAAUAACAAUGAAGCAGUGCUAGUUAACAAUGCUACUCGAUUUCUUUCUGCUGCAGGAUUCAUUACCUCUACUGCACUUUGAUGUAAAAGUGAAUAUAGUUGGUUUAAGAGGGGUUUUGUCUUAAAACAACCUGGACAGCAUUCUUAAUCCUAUGGACUGCUCAUUGACCCCCAAACUGGGGUCAAUGAGCACAAGACUGGUCCUAUUUCUUUGCAGGGAUUUAGAAACUAGGCUAGCAGAUUUCCACCAGCAAAUCGUUGGCAAAUAAUGUUGCAUAAAUGAAAUAGUUUCUCUUACACUAAUGUGCAUAUCCGCUUCCAAAUUAUUGUGCAUGUGCAGUAGAGAUAAUGGAUGUUUUACUGUGACUAGUAAACCCUUCAGUGAGCAUUUUCCUGUGUGUGACAGAGGACUGCAGCCUUGUAAUCUGUAGUCACAUGUAGACAAGAAAAUAUAUAUGACUCUUACAUCAACAUACUGCAUUUCUAUUACUGUGUGUAUGUGGCUGUGUAGCCAUAUUCGCUUCUCCUGGCUGUGUACAGUUUCUGUCAGGGUGGGGUGCAGAAAGCAGGAAAAAAUCAUGUAGAGAGAGUUUGGGUGCGACACAAGGACUCCAAAGAUUGAUUAGCCGGUAGCCACAUUAGAUCGUGUGUGGAAGUAAAUGGGCAUUUUGUCAAACACACAUAUUGAACAAUGACUUCCUUUCGUUUGAGGUCGAAUGUGUGCGGGCUAAAUGCGGCUAUUUCUGAAAAAUUAACUUUCUUCAGUUUGAAUCUGCCCAAUGUGUUCAGAGGCGUGUCUGUCUUCCAAGUUUGUUAUCAACAGACACCGACGAUUCAAGUUAAUGGUGCGUUUUCUUUUUGUUCCUUAAUAGUCGGACGAUUCAACUCUUCUCUACGAUGAUUUUUGUCUUCCUGAAACAAUUUUCAAAAACCAAAACCUGUUCCAGUGCCCUGCUCUGGAGGAUAAAAUGUUUGUUUGUUGUCAGCUGUGAUAUUAAUUGUUGUUUCUGAUGAUUUUCUUUUGACGCUGCACCCAUGUCUUUCUACUCUCCAUCGUACGAGACAGUAUUUCCUUUGGAAUCAGUGUUUUUGGGGAGGGAGGAGUCAGGGGGGGACAUGAAGAUAGACCAUCAUGGUCUCUGCCAUAGCAAAUAAGAAAGACACUUAUAUAAACAUUGUUAUUAUCAUUAUCAUUAUUAUUCUUAAUAUUAUUAUUAUGAUUAUUACCAUAAAUGACAAAUUAAUUGCAGUAAAACAUUUGCAAAAACCCAGAGGGAGAACGAACGGAAGGUGAUCAAACAUCUAAACUUUAAAAAAGGGAGGUUAUGACGAUUCUAUAAUGGCAAUGAUUUAAAGAAGUACAAAAGGAGUUAUGUUAUCAUAAAUAAUAAGUAGUAAUAUUGAAUAUUGAAUGCUCGCAAUUUUGUCAAACUGAAACUGGAUUCUUUGUGUUAUGUAAUUAUUGUAAAUAACUUCAAAGAGAGAAAAAAUGACUUGCAUGUCUAUGUAUAAAUCUACUGAGAUACCUAUUCCCGUCAAAGUUGAAACGCAGUUCGAUCUCUGUCCUUUUUGCCAUUUUUGUUCUCCCCCACCCUAAAAGUAUUUCCCGCCCUCACUUCCGUGUCCCCCACCUCCGCAGCCCUUCGAUUCUUUCCACGUGGAAGAGACGCCAGCAGAGAGAAAGAAAAACAUAUCUUCCAGCGUGUUCGUCCGCCAUGCUCAGCUCACAUGCUGCGUUUAGGCCCAACCACGGAAGAAAAUACGUACGAUCGUGUUUUUCCAUCGAGAGGCACUGUCAGUCUUUUUUUUAAAGAGCCCUUUAGUUCCGUCUAGAAAAAAAAGGGCAGAAUAUAUUUAGACGGGAAUGAAGAGAACUUGUUUAUCCGCGAACAUUUUGGGUUUGAACGCAGCCACCACCACACCACCGCUCAUCACCACAGCUCCGGAGGAUCCACCCACUGGCUCCUCUGAUGAAAGUGCUUCCCUCCAUUAUAGGAAAAAUUAACCCCGCGGUCCCUGAUCACUUAGCGGGUUCUGAUCUCUUUCUUUCUCUCUCUCUGUCUGACUUUUAGUCUCUCGAACACAGCUAGCUAGCCAAACGACAAAUCUAUAACUCAUCGCCUGCCGUAUUCCCCAGAGAAAAAAAUGCACCAGACUUGUCCCCUGCCAGUUAGUAGCCAAAUCCGGAGAAAUAGUCUGCACACACGUCAUACUAUGAUUGGUGAAAGCAGCUCCAAGGUAGCGGCUAAUUUGUUUAUAUGGAUGCCAUGUUGCUUAUACCCAUCGAACAAGCCCACUAUUUCAAAUUCUGCAGGAAGUCGCUUUAAAAGAUCUUUGUCGUAACACUUUCAGGCUAACAGCAACAAGUGCAACACCUGAGAUGCAGUUGAGAAGCGUUUUAAUGCUAACAUCUCAGUUUCAUUAGAAGUCAAUGGGCGGAGAUCAUUUGCCUUAAAGUGCUUUUGGGAAAGGUUUUAAAACCACAUCACGUGUUACUCUUCAAACCACCCCAGUCUUCUGUCGUUGCUCCAUCAUUUAGUUCUCACCCAGUUCCUGGAGGAGGUCUGAGCUUCUGUUUCUCAAAGGCGUCAAAGUGCAAACAAGAAAUUGGAUUAAAGCUACAUUUGCGUUCCUGAAAAGAAAAUGAUCUUCGGUUUUUUUACCUUUCAGGCUUCAGAAUGUAGUUCAGACCAGAGUCACGCCUUCGAUGUGUUUAAGGAACACGGUGCUCGAGUCACCUCCUGACUUUCGGGCCCUGGUCUCUAGCCUCACACAGGCCUACCGUAACAAAGCGUGCAAUAUUCAGAGAAACAAAAAGGGCUUUCUUUAUCAUGCAGAGGCGUUCAAGGCCCUGGACCUCGUGCAGGAACUCGAUUUAGAAAACAAAAUCCAGUUUAAGACCUUCUGGAGCAACAACAAAGAAAUUAAAUGAAAAACCCAGCAGAUGCAUGGAUAAUAAAGAAAGAGGGGGGGAAAUGGCAGGCAAGAGACGGCAAAAAAGAUUUCCAAAAUUUAAAAAAACUAAAAAAGAGGACGGGGCCAUCGCUCUGCAGACGCAACUUUGACCGGAAAUGCAACUUGUGUCCCGUUUUUUUUGUGUGUGUAUGUGUGCGUAGCGUAAUGUAAAGCGAACUGUCCCCCCCUCCCCUCCCUCCCCCUCUAAAAAAUACCUCCCCCCCUGCAGCCCUGUCUCCCCCUCCUCCCCCUCUCUCGUACUGCUGUUGGCUGUUCUGUUUAGUUCAUGUGACGUGCCAGUAUUCCCCCCCUACUUUACCCCUUUGCCUCCCCACUAUCCCAAUCUCUCUCCCCCUUCUCUCUCUCUCUCUCUCUCUCUCUCUCUCUCUCUCUCUCUCUUUUCCCCCUCUCUCUCUCUCUCUCUUCCUCUCCUUCUCUCUUAACCCCCCCUCUCUCUCUCUUCAUGGAUCUUUAAGAUGACAACUCUAUGCAGAUGCUGUCUUUUAUAAGUGUGUCAACAUUUUAAUUUAAAAUAAAAACUUAAAAAAAACAAAACCCUGACAGACAUGUUGAAAUGAUAACAAAAAA